CGCGCAGCAGCAUAUCCUCUCCGGAAAGUCAGGACGAGCCGAGGAUCGGAAAGAGCAAAGCUGAGAAGCUCUUUCUUUGAUGAAGCAUGGCGCUUGAGACUUACUCUUCAAGUAAUCCAGGCCAAGUCCAUACCGACGUCCUCCUCAAAUCCAGAGAAGCUUGCUACAAGGCGAGGGAUGCAUUUUACGCUUGCUUAGAGAAAGAAUCUGGCAAGAAGCCGACGGAAAUUGGAUCGGUUGGUCUCCUGUACCCGAUGGAAUGCAAAGACUCGAGGGCUGAGUUUAUCAAGCACUGCCGCUCUUCUUGGGUGAAGCAUUUUGAUCGUCAGUACUGUAAGAACAAAAGAGUGCAAAGACUAUUGGAUGAUGGAGGGACGAGACGAGGUCCGUUGUUGCUUCCACAACCUUAUACAUUCAAGCCUACUUCUACUAGUUAGAUUUCUUCUUGAUCUUAUUCUAUAUUCUUUGUUAAAUCUAGGCCUCUUAGUUAUAUGGGUCUUAAUUGCUGGUCUUCUUGUAAGGCUAUGCAUUCGUGAUGCCAGAUUCCACUUAUUUGCUUUCUGUGGUUUUUGGGUUACCUAGUGUUUAAAACUUAAUAGAGAAAGAAACUGGUAAGAUGAAAUGGUUAAGUUUAUUUAUUGUUUGGCAGGGGUAUAAAGCUUUUACUUGGCCACUAAGGAAGAGGGAAGUGGUCAUCGUGGUUGAUAGUUGGGUAAAUCUUACACGCCAUGUUUUAAAGUAAGUACAGGGAGGGAGUGAUUGGAACCUUACAACUUGCUAUGACCUUAGGGCUUUUUUUUUUAAUUUCCUUGGAACAAGUUAUCAUUGACAUGGUGUAGAGGAAUGUAUUUAGGCUGAAAGGAUUUAUCUCAACCAGUAUGAUGAAUGAAAUUUUCAGGCUUGCUUGUGCCAUUCUCUC
Molecule: messenger RNA, 919 nt
Organism: Carica papaya (papaya)
Lineage: Eukaryota; Viridiplantae; Streptophyta; Magnoliopsida; Brassicales; Caricaceae
Product: Cytochrome c oxidase, subunit Vib family protein
Cellular component (GO): mitochondrion
Source: RefSeq, a predicted model, not a curated record